UGUUGUGGGUUUUUAUAUUUAAAAAAAACAUUUUUGUUUUUCUAUCCCUCGACGUACGGCGCCUUUUGUUUCGUAUUUUUCCGCUUGGAAGCACGGCGAAGGGAGGCCCAGAUGUGUGAGGCCGGCACGUAAAAGCAGCAGCAGCAGCAAUGGCUUGUGCUCUCUUUGAACCUCUAAAGGAGGACUCGAGUUUCAGAUGGGAGGAGCCGCUACUCGAAGGAUAUGGCUCCGCCAAAGGCAAGGGGAAGAUGGUCAAUUUCCACUGCGGAUGUCCAUCAGUCGAUGAAAGGCAAAAGGUUCUUAUGCACGGCUGACGGCAGCUGUGAUGAAGCGUUCGACAGCAUAGAACUCCUCAUGGGGCAUAUGCGGGUUCACCAUCGGCCCACGCGGUUUUUCAGGUGCGAAAAGUGCGAGCAGAAGUUCAACACAAACCGCUCUCUCUUCAAGCACCUGCAUGUGUGCCUCAACCACGACGAGCCGGGUUCAGUGUUCGGGAGACGCAGCACGCGUGCCACGACCGGAACAACUGCCGCCCCUCCCGCCAGCAUUCUGGCCGCCCCCGCCAGCGUAAUGGCGGCCCUCCCCGUCGCUGCGGCCGCCGCUGGCGCGGACGUCGCGGCUGUCCCUUGUGGUGCCGAGGGCAACCCUCUCAGUACCACGAUCGACCCCUCCGCCGACAUCACGGCCACUGCCGCCGACGUCGCGACCGCCUCGCCUGUCGCCGAUACCGCCGCCGCUCCUGUCGCGGCCGCCCCUCGCAGGUGCCGUGGCCGCCCUUCCUUCUGACGUGACGGUCGCCCCCCCUGACGCGGCAUCAGAGGAGAGGCGAGCGGUGGAUAAGAUGCCUGAACUGACGUGCGAGCGCGCCGGUGCCCCGCCGACUCUACCGCCGCCGCCGCCGCCACCACCGUCGCCGCCGCUGGGACUCCCUAGCGGCCUUCCGAUGCCAAAGCUGAAAUCCAACGAGCAACACGAGAUGCCGCACCUGAAGCUAGGCCCCGGUCGCGCGUCCAACGCCAGUCGCAAGCGUAAACGGCGCAUUGGCCGCCGGGGCGGCACAGUCGAAGCGCCGGCGGAGGAAGCGCCAUCGCCGGUGGCCGUGCUGCUACGGCCGGAGGCGAGUGCCGCCCCCACGCUGAAACGUGUGCUGCCGAGUGAGGACGCCAUGGAGAACUCGCAGAGACCGGCGUUGGCCGUGUCGGAUGGGAGCACGGAGGGCGCCAGUGCCGUUCGGCACCUUGCUCCACCGCGCCUGAGCCACAGCAGCGAUGAAAGCGGAGAAGACGGCGCCCCGGCGCGGACCAGCCUGUCUAAGCGCAAGAGUAAGAAAGUUGGCGGCAAUGCCAGCAAAUCGACCGUGACUACGGCUGGCUCUGUUGCCCGUCCUCCGGCUCCGCCCCAUGGAGGUGAGGAGAGCGGCGAUGACGGUGUGAUCACCGCGGUUUCAAAAGUUGGAAAGAAGAAGGGGGCGGGGCGAAUGGGUGACCUGAUUUUGCCUGCCGGUGCCCCGCAUCUCUACUCCUCCUGUCGGCCGAGCCUCGGAGAAGCGGAGAGCGGCAUGGGCGUGGCGGCUCGAACCAGCGCUCCCAAAGGGAAGAAAAAAGCUACCUCGGCUCACCCCGACACGAGGAGCACUGCCCACGGUGGCGGGGCGGACGGUGGCGACGGCGGGUCGGCCCAGGCGGGACCGCCGAAGCGACGAAGGAAGGCAGUCGGCCGAGGCAGCGAGACGCGGAGUCGGGUGGUGGCGGCGGGGAAAGGGGCGGGGAAAGCGUCGACAAAGACGCUGUUGCUCAAGUUGAGGACGGACAGGGCGGCCGGGGAGGAAACGCGGUGGAUCCGAGAAGAAGAAGCUCGCGGCGGCGACGGAUCCUCCUGCCCUGGCCCCGCUUUACCGCCACUGUUGGCGUCGCAGGAGCGGGGGGCGGCGGCGGUGGCGCGAGACGACGCCAGCGACAGAGGCUGCGGGGCCUUGGCUAUGGCCUCGGGCGACACGGGAGCCAGCGGGACGGAGUCGCCGGUGGCAGACUGUGAUGACAGGACACCCCCUCCUCCAGCAUCUUCACCGCCGCCGCCACCACCGCCGCCGGUGAGAGGGAGGAAGGGGAAGGCGGUGGCACCGGUGAUGGGGGGGAGCGGUGGCGCGUCUGAAAUCCGCGCCGGCGUGGAGGCGGAGGCGCCGGCGCCGGCCUUGGCGUCGGAGCAGGAUGAGACGCCACUGACGCCGAGAGUAGCGAGCCUCCUGCCGCCGGCGCAUCACAGCCACCCGGGCUGGCAGGCGGGCUCCGCUCGCUGGAAGGCGGCGGGCCUGUCCAGUAAGCGCCGGGUGUCGUGGCAACACACGCGUGGCCUCUACACGUGCACCAACUGCUCCUUCAGCAGCCUGUGCCGCCAGGAGGCGACGCGCCACGUCUACGAGCACAGCCGCUAGCGCCCGACGCGUCAACAGCGGAACUCAAUUCGUACCUUGGGACAAGACUACUGGGCAUUAGAUGCUGUCAUCAAAAAUGGUUCCUUCACACGACAGAUCGCCUCUCACCAAACGCCUCGAAAGUACAACUUUCAUUCUCACUUCUCCAUUCGGAGGAUCGUAACCUUAUCGUGGUGGUGGGGUUUGUGGGUUCCAAGGACCCUCGGAGCUAUGUCACCUGGAGUCUUAUACUCCUGGUAGGGUUUUCGCGAACAGAUCUUGGGGGAGGUUCCAGACAUAACGGUCCAAAAUACAAAAAUCAGAGAAUCGUGCCGGAACAACAGAUAACGGGAUACACCGCUGGAGCUAGGCCUGGGGGUGGUAUUCGCCCGGAAGCACCUGGUGGCCAGGUGACCCAUGUAGCCUGGUCAGGCCCAGCCCAAAAUAGCUAUGUGGUGUUGUCCUGUGGGCCCACCAUCCGCAUGACGAAGGGUCAGGGGCGGGUGCGAUGCCAGUAUAGCAGGGAGAGGGAUGGUCUCGGACGGACUAGACCUUGGCGAUGGACGCUGACUAUUGGGACGUGGAAUGUCACUGGGGGGGGAGGAUCCAGAGCUACCAUUGGAACCUCAUUUGCCAGUAAAAAAUAUGAUAAUUGGUUUUUUACCCUUCUAUCUGGCAACAAAACUGACGCCUUUUGGCGUCAUCUGGUCCAACACCAUGUGAGACUAGGCUCUAAGGAAAGCUGUCUCGGGUGUGGACCAAUCAACUUCAAGGACAGUGCACAUUAUCAGAGUUAUGUUUUUUGUUUGCAUUAUGACUGCAGGUAUUGCGGUCCAUGCAAACAUGACUCCUUGUAAAAAAAGGUGUCAGUUUUGUUGCCAGAUAGAAGGGUAAAAAACCAAGUAUCGAUCCAGAGCUAGUUGAGGGGGUGGUCUCCUAUUCCGGAGUAACCCCUGGUGAGAGGCCCUGGAUGGGUGUGGGGAUACUCAGAAGCCCCCAGCUGGGUGCUGUUCAGCUGGAGUUUGUCCUAGUGGAUGAGAAUGUCACCUCAAUGAGACUUUGGGUCUCAGAAAAAAAACUCUUGAUUGUUGUCUGUGCGUAUGCACCAAACAGCAAUUCAGAGUAUUCAACCUUGGAGAUGGUGGGUCGAGUGCUCGACAGAGUGCCGCCUACCGACUCCAUAGUUUUACGAGGCGACUUCAAUGCUCACGUGGGAAAGAUGUAGAUACCUGGAGAGGCGUGAUUGGAAGGAAUGGGCCCCCCCCCCUGAUCAGAACCCAAACGGUGAAAUGUUAUCGGAAUUCUGUACUAGUCACGGAAUGUCAAUAACAAAACACCAUGUUCGAACACAAGGAUGCUCAAAAGUAUACUUGGUAUCGGAACACCUUGGGCCAAAGGUCAAUGAUUGACUUUCUAGUUGUAUCAUCGGACCUAAGGCCGUAUGUUCUGGUCACUUGGGUGAAGAGAGGGGCAGAGCUGUUAACUGUUCACCACCUGGUGGUAAGUUGGAGCCGACGCUUGGGGCACAGACCAGAUAGAUGUGGAAGGCCCAAGUGAAUACUGCGAGUUUUCCAGGUAUGUCUUGGCGGAAGACCCAGUGCAGAAAAAUUUCAACUUCCACCUCCGGGAAAACUUCUCCUGCGCUCCAGGGAAGGUUGUGGACGCUGAGUCCAAGUGAACGAUGUUCAGGACCUCGAUUGUGGAUGCAGCUGUGAAAAGCUGUGGUGUGAAAAGAUGUGGUCUGAAGGCAGUUGGUGCCUCUCAUGGCGGAAACCCUAGGACAUGCUGGUGGACACCAGUGGUGAGGGAAGCUGUCAAGUUGGAGGAGGCUUUCUGAGCCAGACUCAGAAAAAGGUCUUCCGACUCGAUUGAGAGGUACUGGCCAAGAGCGCGGCAGGAGUCACUGAAGCGAAAGCCCGGGCGUAGGAGGAGUUUGGAGAGGACAUGGAGAGGGACUAUCGGGCAUUCUCAAAGAUAUUCUGGUAAACCAACCGACGCCUUAGGAGUGGUCGACGGGACGUGGCCCAGGCUGUUUUCAGUAAGGGUGGCGUAACAUUGACCUCAACUAGGGAGAUUGUUGAGAGGUGGAAGGAACACUUUGAUGAGCUCCUUAACCCAGUGGACAUGCCCUCCUUUCAGGAGGCAGCCCUGUAAACAGCUGGGGGGUGUCGGAUCCAUCACUGUUGCUGAAGUCGCUGUGGCGGUCGAAGGCCUUCGUAGCGGCAAAGCUGCUGGGGUGCACGAGAUUCGCCCAGAAUUGUUGAAAGCGCUGGACAGUGUAGGAGUGUUGUGGUUAACACGCCUCUUCAAUGGUAUAGUACCCUCUGGACUGGCAAACUGGGGUCGUGGUUGCCAUUUUAAAAAAGGGGAACCAGAGGAUUUGCUCCAACUACAGAGGAAUCACACUCCUCAGCGUCCCAGGUAAAGCCUACGCCAGAGUGCUGGAGAAGAGGCUCCACCCGGUGGUCAAGUCUCAGAUUCGGGAGGAACAAUGCAGAUUCCGUCAUGGUCGUGGAACAAUGGACCAGCUCUUUUCCCUCUUACAGAUAUUUGAGUAUUCAUGGGAAUAUGCUUCUCCACUCUACCUCUGCUUUGUAGAUUUGGAAAAAGCAGAUGACCAUGUUCCCCGCAAUGUCUUGUGGGAGGUGCUGCGGGAGUAUGAUGUACCGGUGCCGCUUUUGUGCGCUAUCUGGUCUCUGUAUUCCCGGAGUGAGAGCUGUGUUCGUAUUUUGGUGUCCAGUUACGGGGGCAUGGAGGUGGCAUCGCUGCUUUUUGCAGAUGACGUCCUCUUUUGCUGCCAAGUGCGUGGAGGCUGGGAUGACGAUCAGCACCUCCAAAUCUGGAUUGAUUUCUCCAGGUGAGAGGGGAACAGCUGCCCUUAGUGGAGGUGUUUGAGUACCUCGGGGUCUCUUUCGUGAGUGAUGGUAAGUGGGAGUGGGAGAUCGGCCGGCGGAUCGGUGCGGCGUCCGCAGUGUUGCGGGCACUGUACCGUUCCGUGGUAGUGAAGCGUGAGCUGAGUUCUCGAACGAAGCUUCGGUUUACAGGUCGAUCUACAUUUCCACCCUCGCCUCGGGUCAUGAGCUUUAGGUAAUGACCAAAAGGAUGAGAUCACGGGGGGGUACAAGGGGCCAAACUGAGGUAUCUCCGCUGGGUUGCCGGGCUCACUCCGUGAUCGGAUGAGGAGCUUGGCCAUCCGGGAGAGCUUCACAGUUGAGCCGCUGCUUCUCCGCAUUGAGAGGAACCAGUUGAGGUGGUGUGGACACCUGGUAAGGAUGCCCACCCCCCCGGUAGACUCCCCCUGAAACUCUACCGGGCAUGUCUGGGCGAAGACCCCGGGGCCAGCUCAGGACACGCUGGCGAGACUAUGUCGCUCGACUGGCCUGGGAAUGCCUGGGAAUUCCCCAGACAGAGUUGGAGUCUGGCACCAGGGAAAGGGAGAUCCGGACCGUCCUACUCAACAUGCUGCCGCCCACGACCCUGACCAGGACAAGCGGAUUGAGAAAUGAACGAACGUCUCCAUUAACAAGAGAGUCAAGUGAACGGGGCAGUGACUGCGCGCGAUGGAUCGUCUUGCAACUGUAGGCGCUCCUGCGCCAACUCAGAACAGCUCCGUAAUACAUUUGGGUGUAAACGUCACAAAAGCAUGAAAUAUUUCAUCGCUAGUUUUAAACUCGUACAAAAUUAAGUGUUGCGGCCAAACAUGCCCGGAAAUAUUUGUUGUACUUUCAUCCUUUUUGCUUGCGAACACCAAAAGUUAAAAGGACAACUAGAAAUUAAAAGGUGAAGCAGGAGAGCUGGCUCGACUGCUUGGGGCUGGUUAGCCAGUUGGGGUUAGUGGUAGGGUUAGAAUCUGGUUGGCUAGUUUGGUUAGGGUUAGUGUUUAGCUUUUGUGGUUAGGGAUAAUCAGGUGUAGGGUUGAUGUGGGCUUUUUAAGAUCAGGGGUCAGGCUCUAGGGUCUGGUGGGCUAGUGUGGUUGUGGGUAGUGCUAGGGUCUGAUUGCCUAGUCAAUUGUACAUCUGUUUUACCAUCACUGAGUGACUAAAGUUGAUCAUUUUUUCCUUUUUUUUACUGUACAACUUUCCCGUGUGGAAUGCUUGGAAAGUUGCACAAAUUUGGCAACCUCAUUAAGAGUCAACAUUUGUAAAACCAUCCGAAUAAUGUUAUCUGGUGCUAUAUUACGAGUAAUUAUAUGUUUGCAAUAUUAAUUAUUCAUGGCAUAAGGUGGUGGUUUGACCAUGGACUGUACAGGAAAAUGAUUGCACCAUCACCACCUUCCCAGCAUGGAUGAAAAAGUCGUAUUGUCUUAGUACGUCCCAACACCACGGUAAUUUACGAGAAUUACUCUAAUCAAGCAUGGACAAUUUAUUUGUCUCUCAAUCACAGCUGUAAUUGGCUGACGGUGUACGUUGUUGAGUUGAAAGCCACUCCGUUCGGUUACUAUUGAUUGGCCACAUCUAUAAAGUGUCAAAAAAUGUUACGUCCGAAAACCGUGGAACUGCCCAUGGGAAAAUUUGACCUGUGCUUUGUGCCCACCUGAGUGGACAGAAAUCGGUGAAAUGGCUCGGCAGUGGGGGAAAACUGCUCGCAGGCAGAGCAAAUCAGCCACCUCGACACAAGCCCAACCCUAACAAACGAGCCAACCAGCCGCUUGGCAUUAACUCUGUCCCUGACCCGAUCCCUAACACCGCAAUGCUCUAUAAAACAUUUUCGCUGUGCUCACGGUUCCCCCCAUUGAAUGCCUCGUGGUGAUUGGCCCUCUCCAGUGUCGGUGGUAACAGUGGACGGUAGUUUGAGUCAUCGUUAUCAUGGUUCCCAUUCUGUUAGGAGUGUAUCGUACGCAUCUGUUCAUCGGUUACAAUCUACUCUCACGCAAUUAAA
Lethenteron reissneri (Far Eastern brook lamprey) is the source of this 7288-nucleotide messenger RNA. RefSeq names its product damage suppressor protein-like. The record is from RefSeq and is a predicted model, not a curated record. NCBI's taxonomy places the organism in Eukaryota, Metazoa, Chordata, Hyperoartia, Petromyzontiformes, Petromyzontidae.